AAACAUGAUCCUUCACUUUCAAUCCAUGAGAUUCAGAAUUGUAAUGAUUCUGAUCUUAUUCUCCAAAACUUUAUCAGACACAUCUCCCACAUGUUCUGUGGUGCAAGGACUUCCAGGUCUUAAUGGACGAGAUGGGAGAGAUGGGGCAAAUGGACUAAAGGGGGAUCCAGGUCCCCCUGGGGUGCCAGGAAUACCAAGUAUUAGAGGUAGUAAUGGACCACCUGGAAAAGUAGGACCUAAAGGAAAUCAUGGCGAUACAGGAUUGCCAGGUCAAAAGGGGAACAAAGGUGAUGACGCUAAAGAAACAGUUGCAAGUAUACAGCGAACCCUAUUGUCUAUUGAAAAACAAUUGCGUGAUUUGCAAUCCAGCAUGGCCAUCCAGAAAAAAGCUGUGUUGUUUGGUAGAGGAGCCAGCACUGGAAAUAAAAUAUUUACUGCAAGUGGAAAGGAGGGCACUUAUGAUGAAUCAAAAUUAAUUUGUUCAAAAGAAGGAGGUCAGAUGGCUACACCGCAGAACGAAAAAGAGAACCAAGCUGUUUUAGAUGUUAUCCAGCAAUACAACCGCUUUCCUUACCUGGGAAUUACUGACAAACAAACUGAAGGUACUUUUAGAUACUCAAAUGGAGAAAUAAUUAAGUAUUCAGAUUGGAAGCCUGGAGAACCUAACCAGACAGGGGACGAGGAUUGUGUUGAAAUGAAUCUGGAUGGUAAAUGGAAUGAUCGAGUAUGCUCGGAAAAACGUCUGAUUGUAUGUGAAUUUUCCUGAUUAUCGAAAAAUUAAAAUAUCAAUAAACGUGAUUGUAUUUGAAUAA
Pseudophryne corroboree (corroboree frog) is the source of this 812-nucleotide messenger RNA. Its product is annotated as pulmonary surfactant-associated protein D-like. The record is from RefSeq and is a predicted model, not a curated record. Bases 5 to 766 code for a protein of 253 amino acids. NCBI's taxonomy places the organism in Eukaryota, Metazoa, Chordata, Amphibia, Anura, Myobatrachidae. The transcript is spliced from 5 exons.